Sturnus vulgaris (Common starling) is the source of this 2177-nucleotide messenger RNA. RefSeq names its product protein phosphatase 1 regulatory inhibitor subunit 2 (gene PPP1R2). Gene Ontology annotation, biological process: regulation of signal transduction. The record is from RefSeq and is a predicted model, not a curated record. NCBI's taxonomy places the organism in Eukaryota, Metazoa, Chordata, Aves, Passeriformes, Sturnidae. Gene Ontology annotation, molecular function: protein phosphatase inhibitor activity.
GGGCGGGCCCGGCCGGGGCGGUGGCGGCGGCAGCGGAACCGGGCGGGCGGCGCGGCCAUGGAGGCGCCCUCGGUACCGGACGCCUCGGCGACGGGGCGGGGGCCCAUCAAGGGCAUCCUGAAGAAGAGCGGCAGCAAGGCAUCGUCCGGAGCAGCCGUGGGGGCGCGACAGGCUAGCCAGGCCUGCGACGAGGACGAGCACGGUAAAAAAUCCCAGAAGUGGGAUGAAAUGAACAUCAUAGCUACGUAUCACCCUGCAGGCAAAGAUUAUGGCUUGAUGAAAAUUGAUGAGCCAAGUACUCCUUACCACAGCAUGAUAGGAGAAGAUGAUGAGGAUGCAGUGAGUGAUUCAGAAUAUGAGCCCUUAAGAGCAGAUGUGUUGAGUAAAAAACUGGCAGCUGCAGCUGAAGGUAGAGGACCCAAGAUUAUAACAAGGCAAGAAGAAAGCAGUGAAGAGGAGGACGAGGAUGAAGAAUUAACACCUGAAGAACGGGAGAAAAAGAAACAGUUUGAAAUGAAGAGAAAAAUGCACUACAAUGAAGGAAGAAACAUCAAACUGGCAAGGCAGCUCAUUGCGAAAGAACUACAUGGUGAAGAAGAGGAAGAUGAUGAGGAUGAAGAGAUGCGUGAUGCUGCAGAUGUAGAAACAAUGAGUACAGAAGCUACCGAACAUGACUGAGAUUUCUUGCUGAUUGAAAUGAAGAUGGCCAGUCCAGUCAGUGAUGCACAUGUUACUCGUGACCAGCUGGAAAGUAGAGCACACAGCAUAGAAGAAAUCUGUCCAGAACUGUAACUGCUUGUCAAAGACACAAAUAUAAACAUCGCUUCAUGAUUUUUGCAAUUAAGGCUCUUAAAUGUUAAGAAGCAUAUCAGUUACAAUGUUGUAUUGCCAAGAAUGUUAAUUUUAGACUUGUCCAUUAGGCAGAAAACACUGUCUAAUUGAUUUUUUUCUUGUGCCUAGUAUUUCAUGGAGAAUACUGCUUCAUAAUUUGUUCGACCAGAAUGGCAUUCCCUGUAUGUAUAGCGCUGAUUAUCUUGUGUGAUGUACUGUUUCUCUUGCUUUGAAACACUCACUAUCUUUUGGGUUUUCACUAUUUAUUUGAGAGUGUUCUAGAUGUGGUGUCUCAUACAGAAAGUCUUGGGAUUCAAGAGCCAAACGGUACAGCAUGUAUCAGAUUGACAUGUAAGCUAUUUAUCAGAUGUGUUAAGCAGUUUAAAAAGGGAUUAUUCAAGUCCUACAACUUUUUUUUUUGUAAAAUGUUGACCUGUUAAUCUAGAUUUCAGUACAUUUUUACCUGCACUUUCCCAGUCUUUAGAACAAGAGCUGUGUUAUUUCUUAAGAGCGGUGUUUGGAAUUGGUUGUUAGUUUCUGACUAAAGCAGUACUAACAUCUGGUGGAGGGAGUGUUUUUACACUGGAAACGGCUAACUUGAACUUUGCAUUUAACAUUCAUAACCUCUUCCAUCAGGACUGGUUGUUUUGUGGAGCUCUCUCUGGCUUAUUGUGAGAAUGUGCAAGUUUCCUCCAGCUUUUCUCUUAAAAUCACAUCCACUGUUACUCUUCUGGCUCUUGUUUCAAACGUUUGGUUCUUUCCAGUUGCAUGAACAGUGUUUGCACUGUUAGCACCUGAGGAAAAACACCCAGCCAUGAUGAGGAAAUAUACAUCAGGACUGAAGAUGUGCUGAGCUUAGGCUCUGGCUGUUGUUUAUCAAAGAUAACUGCUGUUGAUCUACUCAUUUGAGGUUGGCAACUUCCAUACUGAAAACCACUGGUCUAAAUCUUCCUGUGUCCAUUGCAACUUACAGCAACUGCUUUUAUAAAAUGAAGGCUUUUUGGAAGCUUGAAGGGAAACUGCUUAAUUGAAAUACUUGUUUACAGUGUGGUUGUAUAGCUGUAAAGAGGGAUUCUGUACCUCCGAAUUGCUGUAAAAACUUCCCACUGGGUGGAAUUUGACUGGUGAAUGUUCCAGUAUCAGAGUAGUUUCUGGGUUUUAUUACACAAACGAAGUACACACUUAAGCUUUAGCUUGGUUAUGAAAUACAGUGUAUAUCUUAAUUUUGAUCUGAAUUUGAUAUGUUGCAAAAAUCCAUAUAAUUAUAUGGAUCUAUUUUAAAAUGUCUUUUUUCUCCACUGUAUAUGUGAAGUUUGAAUAAAGGAAUGAAAGUUAUUUUACAGUUA